This is a messenger RNA of Rhineura floridana, 1786 nucleotides long. Its product is annotated as transmembrane protein 238-like. NCBI's taxonomy places the organism in Eukaryota, Metazoa, Chordata, Lepidosauria, Squamata, Rhineuridae. The record is from RefSeq and is a predicted model, not a curated record. The transcript is spliced from 2 exons. The coding region runs from base 23 to 655 and encodes 210 amino acids.
CUCUGUCUCCUCCCCCCCCCCCAUGGCUGAGCCUCUACUGGCGGAGAAGGCGCCGCCGCCGCGUCCUCCUCCUCAGGCGGGACAGGUGUGUCCCUCAGGCACAGGCGGUGCUUCAGGUGUGAGGGGCGUGUCCUCGCCUCAGGUAGGAGGAGGCGCCGCCGCCGCCUCACCGCCAGGCUCCAGCUUCGCCGCCACCCCCAUCCCCACCCGCUCGGGGCCCAUGGGCGCCCGCGUCGGGCUGGGCCGGUGCGCGGGCGCCUUCUGGAUGGCGCUGCUCUGCGACGCCGUGGGCCUGGCCAUUUUGCUGGUGGGCGUCUUCCUCGACGUCUUCUUCGCCGACCUGCUUAUCUACGGCGGCGGCGUGGGCAUCUUCUUCAGCCUCCUCUGGUGGGUCUUCUGGUACGUGGGCAACCUGGAGGUGCCGCAAGCCGAGCUGCAGGACGACGUCGGGCUCCGCCGGGCGGCCAAGAAGAAGCUGAAGGCGGGUGGAGGAGGAGAAGGCCGGGCCCGGGGGCUGGCCGGCAUCGUCAGGACCCUCAGCCUGCGCUUGUCCUUCACUUCCUUUCCCCACUUCGCCGACUCCGACCGGCCGCACGCCCGCUUCGCCAGCUCGGCCGCUACGGGCGCCAGCGCGCUGGAGUUGCAGCCGGCCUGAAGGGUGAAGCGAAGGGAAGAAGGGACGAAGGAAACCAGCGAGCCCUGAAGCAGGCGGAAGAGGCAGGAAUUGUUGAAGGCGAUAAUUAACUAUUGUGAGUUAUGGGGGAAAAGAAAUGUGAACUUAAUCUUCAUCAGAUGCUGGAAAAACUACAUAGAACCAUCAGUUAACUCCCUGGAACUGUGUAAUGAAGCCACAUCUCAGCCAAAUAUUUUUGCUUCAGAGUUAUGCUUGAAAACAACAUUGCUUAUAUCUAAAGCAAUGUAAAAGGAUUUAUAUUCAGUUAUUCAAAUUAACAAUUACUUCUGGAUUAAUGUUUUUAAAAGACUUAUCCAUGAUUUGGAUAGAACUUCUGUUCUUAAAACUAGGGCAUUGAUUCUCAACAAUGUAUGCAAGUGAUUAAAACUCAUAUGUAGAAGUAUUCACAGGACUAAGAUAUUUGAAUAGUUAUUUUGACACCUUGAAGUCAAUGUUUAAAGUCCUCAAGAGUGCCUUAAACAUAUGGCAACAUGUUUUAUUUAUAUGAAUGUUCUUAUGAUCCCUGUGUGAAGGAGCUUUAUAAUUUUUCGUUGAACACAGUGGGUUGGAUCCACCUAAAUUAGUUGAAUUUGUGUCCCUUUGAAAUCAGUGGGUGGUACAAUUUCUAACUAAAAAAUAGUUAAUAGAAAUAGUUCAUACUCAGCAUAGAUCCAUUGAAGUCACUGGACAAGUUAUGUAAGUCCAUUGAUUUCGGUGGGCGGUCUCUGAGUAUGACUAACAUUGGAUCUCACCAAAUGGAACUUGCCCGACUGAUUUUCAGUGGGACUUGGUCAGCUGAACUUAUUUUAGAUUCAUCCUAGUCAUUUUGUGGAUUUUUAUACUGUAAAAUAUACUGAACUGAAUGUCUGCUCCCUCAAAUCCUCAGGUUCACCAUCACCCUUUUUUAAAGCUUGAAAUUAGAAAUGUUGCAGCUUAUAGGGAAAAUAGAAAUGCACUAGAUUCUACUACAAUGUGAAAUGGGUGACGGUCAGUCAGUGAUUUUUAUAAUUCUAGCAAUAUAUGUUCAUUAUCUAGAGAAUGCUGGUAUUACCAAGAAAAUUGGAAGGUUUACUAUUUGUACAUGCUUCAUUAAAUAAACCUUUGCCCCUGUGA